AGAGAGCUGGACCAGCCGGACUCCAGCAGGGGAGAGGGAGCUGAUGUCAGCGGCGGUGGGAGGCUCAGUCUGCCUCCUCAAUGAACAGAAACUCCCUGAAACAAUUGCAUUCUCGGAUAUAGAUUUAAAUACCACAGAAUUAGUGCAUGAGCAUGACCCUAACGCGCGUUACAGUCUUGUUUAGUCCAGUUUCCUGCAUGCUAUGGUUUCCGCGAAGUGAUAUCAGGUCGUUAUAGCUGCUUACUUUCAGUCUUCUUUGACUUCAUGCAUGUGUAAUUAUUAGUUGUUGACCACACCUGACUCUUAUAGCGAUGGUCACCGACGGACACGUUUCAGCGCGACGCACUUGUCCAACUAUUGUGGAGUUUGUCUUUCGCGACUUGAUUUACAGAUAACUUUUCAAGCGUAUAUAGCCGAUCAAGCACGACUGCAGAAACAGCAGAGAUGGUGUAACCCCCACUCAUCUCUUUUAGGUUGAUUUUGACCAGUUUUAGUCCAAAAUGAGCGCUCCCGGACUAUGACUUGGUCAGGAGUAAUAAUAAGCGCUGCGCUCCCGCCGAUGAUCCAGUGAAAACAAAACGGAAAAAAAGUGGCACAACUGCAUGUCACUGUAAGUCAUCGGCAGCAGCCUGGAAAUGCUGGGAAGUCCAUCCAACAACGGCGGCAUCAGAAUGCUCGUGCCCCCGGCUCCCGACGACGAGCGGCGGGUGGAGUUCGUGGCUCUCACCGCCGUGCACACGGAGCGGAGCGAGCCGUCCACGCCGGAGCGCGGACUGCCGUCGCACCGCACGGGUCUGCUGGGCACCCCGCUGCAGGGGCCCCCGGGGCCCCGGGCCAACGCCUCCGCUUCCAGCAAGCGCUACAGAAAGUUGCAGAACUGUCUGUACAACGUGCUGGAAAGACCAAGAGGAUGGGCGUUCAUUUAUCAUGCAUUCAUCUUUCUCCUGGUGUUCAGCUGCUUGGUGUUGUCCGUGUUCUCCACCAUCCCCGACCACCAGAAGAUGGCCAACCAAGGCCUAUUCAUCCUGGAGUUUGUCAUGAUUGUGGUGUUUGGCUUGGAGUACUUCAUCAGGAUCUGGGCAGCUGGCUGUUGUUGCAGAUACCGUGGAUGGCAGGGACGCCUGAGAUUUGCUAGGAAGCCUUUCUGUGUCAUAGACUUCAUAGUGUUUGUGGCUUCACUGGCGGUGAUCGCUGCAGGGACGCAGGGCAACAUCUUCGCCACUUCGGCGCUGCGCAGCAUGCGCUUCCUGCAGAUCUUGCGUAUGGUUCGGAUGGACCGGCGAGGAGGCACCUGGAAACUACUGGGCUCAGUUGUUUAUGCUCACAGCAAGGAGCUGAUCACAGCCUGGUACAUCGGUUUCCUCGUCCUCAUCUUUGCCUCUUUCCUCGUCUACCUGGCUGAGAAAGACAACAACUCAGAUUUUGGCACCUAUGCAGACUCCCUCUGGUGGGGAACUAUAACUUUGACUACUAUUGGCUACGGUGACAAGACCCCCCGUACGUGGCAAGGGCGGCUCCUGGCCGCCGGCUUCGCUCUUCUGGGGGUCUCCUUCUUCGCCCUGCCCGCUGGAAUUUUGGGUUCAGGCUUUGCCUUAAAGGUUCAAGAGCAGCACAGGCAGAAGCACUUUGAGAAGAGGAGGAUGCCUGCUGCAAACCUCAUACAAGCUGCAUGGCGUCUCUACUCCACAGAUGCCAAACACUCAUAUCUAACAGCUACAUGGUACUUCUACGACAGCAUGCUGCCUUCCUUCAGAGAACUGACGCUACUGUUCAGUCACCUCCAGCGCCAGCGUAGCACCAAGAAGGUUCUCCAGAACUCCUACACGAUGCUGUCUGGGCUGCGGCCCUGCAGCUCCCCCUACCUGUCGGGGGACAGCAGUAAAAUGGGCUUCAGGGAUCGGAUCAGGAUGAACAAUUCCCGUUCAUCCCAAACCAUUCGUAGCAAAGCGUCCCCGCUGCCUCCCGGCUCCGGCGUCCGCCGCUCCCCCAGCCAGGAGAACGUCCCAGAAGCCACCAGUCCCGGGAAGGUUCAAAAGAGCUGGAGUUUUAAUGAUCGCACACGCUUUCGCACCUCUCUUCGCCUCAAGCCACGCCCUCCUGUGGACGUGGAGGGGGUUGGCGAGGAAAGCGUGGAAGACAAGCCAUACUGUGACGUGGCCAUGGAGGAGGUGAUUCCAGCAGUGAAGACGCUUAUACGGGCUGUGAGGAUCUUGAAGUUCCUUGUGGCUAAGAGGAAGUUUAAGGAGACGCUACGUCCAUACGAUGUGAAAGACGUCAUAGAGCAGUAUUCUGCAGGGCACCUGGAUAUGCUGGGGCGCAUCAAGAGCUUGCAGAUGAGGGUGGACCAGAUAAUUGGGCGAGGGACCGUUCAGCCCGAUAAGAAGGUGCGCCCCGAAAAGGGAGAGAAGACGCCGCCAGAACUGGACCCACUGGAUGAGCUAAGCAUGAUGGGACGUGUAGUCAAAGUGGAGAAACAGGUACAGUCCAUAGAAAACAAGCUGGACCUUCUACUCAGCUUCUACUCCCAGUGCCUCAAGAAAGGCUCAUCCCAUGUCACCCUGUCCUCCCUCCUGGAGCCUGACCUGACAUCUGACUACCACAGCCCCACGGACCAAAGAGACCUCUUCCCCUCCGCCAACACCCUCAACAUCUCUCAGUCUGACAGCGGCAACUUGGAAUGACAAUAAGCCGAAUGUUCGAAAACAGACAUAAACACUUUAAAGUACGUCUUCCCUCGGGCUGAGUCCCCACCCUGACCAGCCCGACCUAACUGUCGUCACCUCAUUUCGUAUCCGUCUGCUAUGAUCGCCCCUCCCCAUCUCAAAUCUGCAUCCUCAGCUCUUUUCAUGGAGUGAAUGUUUCCACGGCCGAUACGGGGCCGAGGCCGCCUGAUGCCUCAGCCCAAGCUGCUCACCGCGCACGCCUCUCAACUCACUGGAUGAGCGUAGACGAAGGACGCGUGAAGAACUAGUUCUUAACUAGUUCUUAACUACUGAAACACUCUCACAAAAACUUUAGAUCAAUAGAAAGUGCAAAGAGGAUGUUUUUUUUUAAUCUUUGGAGCAAUCUUGUAAAUCUUGUCUUUUUUUUUUCUUACUUUUGGCCAGUUUGGUGUCGUCUGAAUCUGGAGAUGUCCCAGUCAUUUCCUUAGCCAGACAUACUUUGGGAUAUUAUGAGUCUAACUGAUCCCUUCAGCAGUUUCACGCUGGUACCAGGCAACCUGACAGACGCUGAUGGAGUUAUUGACACAGAAGAAGGUCCUUGCAUGGGUCUGUAUUGGCGGGCGGAGGUGUCGGCCACCACGGUACACAGCCCCACGCAAACAAGGGAAUUUUUGAUUCAAUUAAUUUAAAUGCCCAGAUUUGUCCCAUGAAAACGGAGCGGAAAGCAUGUGUUGGACUCACUGAUGUGUGUUUUACGUUGUUGGUUUUGGUCUCCGACUUUGUUCUCCAUCAAGCCCACUUGCAAAAAAAAAACAACAAAAAAACACAAUGAUCUCCCUUUAGCUGUUGUCCGUGAGAGGAUAUUGUUCCAAAUUAGUUGGGAUUUAAUAGAGCCACGGUGUUCUUUCAUAGGUGGGAAAUCCCUGAGUUUCAAUAUUUUGAAGUUGACCUGAAUGUCUGUUUUUAACUCGGCCUUUAAACCUCCCUGUCUUGCAGCCCCACCCCCUGCCUUGCAUGCUCAUCAGACCAGCCUGUUAGAUUCAAUCUUACAGACCAAUCAACACUUUUUUUCUUGGCUUGGGACAGGUUUCCAGCACUGGCACCGUUGCUCAAGGCGCUAACAGUCCAUCCAAACCUCUCCGACAUGAGGCCAGUUCUCACGCCUCCUGUUGUCAGAAGGCACGUGGACUCGCAUAAAAAGUUACGAUCAGUCUUGUGCGACUCUAAGCGAUUAAUAAUGCAAUAAGGCGUGUGAGUGAAACGCAUGGAUCCAGAUCGUUGUGGUCACGAAUGCAUGCUUCGGAGACUUGUGACUUUUACUCUUUGCUCCCUAAAUGCCCCGCGCUGACGGGCAAAACUGGAGGGUUCACGAAUGCAGACGAACACGUUAACGAUGAAAGGAUUUCCCUUUACUUAAAUCCUUUGGCACUUGAUAAAUGUAACACUUUUUCAUCUUGUGUAAUCGUGUUAUUCUUUUGUGUUGAUUUCUUUACCGUUGCGCCAUCCAUGCACUUGAUUUUUAUGUAACGUGCAACUUAUGUAACUGUAAGUUGUUGUUUUUUUUUUUUAAAUGAUUUUGGUUGUUAACAUAAAUGUAGGGUAUAAGUUGAUAUAUUUAAACAUGAUCUUUAGAAACGUGGCAUUUAUUUCUUCCUGCAAGGUAAAUCGUGGAGAACACAACCUUGACAUGUAGCCGAUCAGGUUUCCUCGCUCACUUAGUCCAGAUGUUCGUUUUUUUUUUUUUUUAUGUCUCCACACGAAUGGCAGUUACGGCGGAGUGGUGAAAACAUUCAUCACUGCGUUUUUUGGCCAGUGACAAUUUCUUCUGUCCAAGUCAAGCCAGUUGACUCAGGUGCUCCACUUUUCCAUUUAAGGGAGACUUUUGAACAGUGAAUAUACUUAAUUGUCUGAUCUGUUGAGAUCUACGUAUGGCCCAGCUAUGGGCUCUUGCUAUCGAGACAAGAAAAAAAAUAAAAUAAAACCCAACCCAGCCCUUUGAAGCUUGCUGUUGGCACCAUGCACGUUUUGUGUUCAAUCAUUAGUAGCUUUAUUCUUUAAGCUAGCUCGUUAGAAGCAUCUUUGCACUUAUCGGUGCUCAUAUUUAAUCUUCACCUAGAAUGUCGAGCUUCAUGAAAAUGUAUCUGAAUCACUGUAACGCAUGUUGUAGAUUUAUGUUGGCCCCAGUCUUAGAAAAAAAAAACUCAAACAACAAUGUCUCCUGUUAGAUGUUGAGUGGAGACAUGAAAGCGUACGACCUGUGCCUUCUAGCCUUCCUCCUGUCCACGACACGGUGCAGCUUUCUAUCUCCGUCUUAAACAUUUAUCCAGCUAUGACCAGGAAUCUUUCGUAGAAAUAUGCCUUUUUUCUUGCAAAACCUUUAACUAACGAAAGAAACAUUGUUUGAAAGAUUUAGACCUUUGCUGCUGCUGUAAACUUUGAUAUUUUUUGAGGAUAUUACUGCACAUUCAGCGUAUCAUUGUACCCCCUUCUCUUUGACACCCAGUACUUUACCUUAACACCCGUGAUACAUGGAGGUUGGAGGCAUGGACAUUUGCAUCAUCACAGGAAAGUCUGCAGGCAUGUGCGCUUUCGUGAGCAUGUCACGUAGAUCAGAAUGGCUUCAACACAACUACCUCUGAGGCCACUGGGGGCGCUAGUUUAGGAAUCUUUUUAGGAGAAUUUAGUAACUGAUUGUCCAACUGACUAAAUGCUAUGCAUGACUCGAUUUGCACGUUCUUUUUAUCGCUUCAUGAUGCCCUGUCAUCCACCCAUCCGUCACUGACUUGCAGAUAUUCGACAUUCCAGCUCAUCGCUCUUUACCGGCUCUCUUAUAUGUUUUGGAACUGUUGUUUAAAAUGAAACAUAAACCAAUCAAGCAAUAGGAAAAAUGCUUUAUCAACAUAAAGUCUUCCAAUUCUAAUUGAUAAGGCAACUGGUGAAAAAAAGAAAGAAGAGAAUAUGGCACUGAUUUGUUUUCUAAUCUCACCUAUAUUUGAUCUAUCAAAGAGGUACGAAGAUACAUUUCUGCUGAGGAUAUAAUUAGAUCAAGUAACUAACUUAUUAAUUUAUUUGUUUCAAUAAAGCUCU
Molecule: messenger RNA, 5750 nt
Organism: Cololabis saira (Pacific saury)
Lineage: Eukaryota; Metazoa; Chordata; Actinopteri; Beloniformes; Belonidae
Product: potassium voltage-gated channel subfamily KQT member 4
Exons: 14
Coding region: 636-2681 (681 amino acids)
Biological process (GO): potassium ion transport; transmembrane transport
Cellular component (GO): membrane
Molecular function (GO): voltage-gated potassium channel activity
Source: RefSeq, a predicted model, not a curated record